AUGUCCGCACAGCCAUCCGCCUCCGCUCCCCUCUUCUUCUCAUACUCCCCCCGCACGCAGCUCAUCCUCCACUCGUCCCUCACCUCCGCCCAGCUUUUCGCCUUUCUCGCGCCCCCCGCCUUCCUCGUUUCAUCGCUGGCUCUCAAGCGGACCAGUUUCUCCAUCAGGGGGCUGAUGAGGUACUCUGCUAGUGGUGCGGCCCUCGGUGCGGUUGCCGGGGCUGGAGUAGGUGGAGCCAGGGCUGGCAGUGCGAGUGAUUUGGAGGUCAACGCCAAGCUCGGACAGAUGUCUCUGGACGAGACAUUGGUACGCAGAAACGACUACGCCACAAUAGGAGCUGCCCUUUCGGCCCUCCUCACGCCUGCCAUCUUCCUCAAGCGGGCCCCUCUGCCAGCGUUGGUCCUGGGCGGCGCCAGUGUAGGCCUAGGUCUGGGUGCGGCGGGAUACUAUAUCGAAGGAGCUACCAAAGGGGAGCCAAAAGCGGUCUGA
Molecule: messenger RNA, 489 nt
Organism: Cryptococcus amylolentus CBS 6039
Lineage: Eukaryota; Fungi; Basidiomycota; Tremellomycetes; Tremellales; Cryptococcaceae
Exons: 2
Coding region: 1-489 (162 amino acids)
Source: RefSeq, a predicted model, not a curated record